Messenger RNA from Perca flavescens (yellow perch), 1507 nucleotides. Its product is annotated as periphilin-1. Lineage: Eukaryota; Metazoa; Chordata; Actinopteri; Perciformes; Percidae. Gene Ontology annotation, biological process: protein localization to heterochromatin; negative regulation of DNA-templated transcription; negative regulation of gene expression, epigenetic. The record is from RefSeq and is a predicted model, not a curated record. Gene Ontology annotation, cellular component: nucleoplasm. The transcript is spliced from 7 exons. Bases 462 to 1295 code for a protein of 277 amino acids.
GGUACACUCGUAUACGUGCAGUCACGCGCAGCCUGGGUGUAAAACAUAGGUGUAAAGUAUAACUAUAUGGUUACCACUUGUCAACAAGUCAGCAUAUAAAGUGGGCUGCGCGUGCGUGUUCUCCGCUUUCGUUUUUGACAAGCUUUUAUGACUACAGACCUAACCUGAUUGGGUGGCUGUAGAAAAAGGAAGUAAAUUUACUUUUCAGCAGAUACCAGAGAAAACGCAGGUUUGUCGACAUAGUGAGCUAUUCAACUACAAGGUAACCCGUUUACACUUGUCAGCACGAUGAGAUAGGCGAAUCAACCGCGAGGAAUACAGAAAUGUAGGCUACAUAUUUCACUUUCCAGAUGUAACGAAGAGAAUCAUUUGGCCACACGCGCUUCCUGGUUUGUUGGAGUCUCUAGAAAGAAAGUCAGUCAGUCACACACACGGAUCAAACAACGCUACAGACAGACAGAAUGGAUAAUGUACGACCGCAGGAAACCAAGCAAAACAAGGGCUCCACGUUGCGGCACAGGGAACACAGCGAUGAGUCUCCCGAAAAGAGGCCCACUGACAGCUCUGCGUCUCCCCCUCAGGAUACGAAGAGGCUAAUCAGAAGAGUGCGAAGUCCAUCAAGACCAAGGGCAUGGCUGUCCAAUUCUUACAAACCGAAGUUUGGAGGGCCAUUCUACAAACCGCGUUCUAUAAAGGAUGACCACUCAUUCUACAAACCUGGCUUUGGCAACCAGAGGUACCACCACUUCAACCCACGGGGUUCCUUCCACCAGAGAGAUCAUUUCCAGCCUAAACCUCACCACAUCGCACUGAAGGAGAGGGAACGGGAGAAGGAGAAGGAGCGGUACGAGCACAGAGAAAGCGCUGAGAGAACUUCACCUUCAAAUUCAAAACCUACCAGACCUUUCUUACCCAGAUCAACGUCCAGCAGAGACAAGGACAUGCAGUACAUCGUUUGUCAGAACGACAGGAACCAAAGCAGGGAGAGAGAUCACAGGGGGACAAAAAGCAAAGAACGAGAACGAAGCCGAGACCGGGAGCUCCCUUCAACUGCGAGCCAUACGGCGACACGAGACCGAGCCAUCCAAAAGAAGAGGAGAGAGAUAGAUGAGGUGUACCAUCAGGAAUGUGAAAUGUUUGGCCUUGUGGCAAAGAUGCUGAUAGCAAAGGAUCCGACCCUGGAGCGCCCCAUCCAGUCCGCGCUGCAGGAGAACCUAAGGGACAUCGGCAAGCGUUGUGUGGAGGGCAUGGAGAAAUUUAUAGAGGACUAUGACUCCAGGGAGCUGUCUCACUAAUCAGAGAAACAGUCUCCUAGCAUUAAUCCUACUGCUUUGUUGAUAAUUGUAUUUCAUGUGAUUGAAUGCUGCUUUUCUUCUUUGUUUGCCAGUAGAAGUAAUACAUUCGCACAUUCUUGUAUAUGUAAAGGUUAACUUGACUGUGACUUGGACAUGUGAUACUGCUUCUAAUGUUGAGAAUGUAAUGAUUAUGAUAAAAAUAAUACACUGGA